Molecule: messenger RNA, 1842 nt
Organism: Corythoichthys intestinalis (scribbled pipefish)
Lineage: Eukaryota; Metazoa; Chordata; Actinopteri; Syngnathiformes; Syngnathidae
Gene: eno1a
Product: enolase 1a, (alpha)
Exons: 12
Coding region: 17-1480 (487 amino acids)
Biological process (GO): glycolytic process
Cellular component (GO): phosphopyruvate hydratase complex
Molecular function (GO): phosphopyruvate hydratase activity; magnesium ion binding
Source: RefSeq, a predicted model, not a curated record
GACCUUACGCCAACCAAUGGCGUGCCUCCGCGGCCUGGUUCUGCGUCGAUGCCGUCCACUUAUCAUCGAGCCCGGAACGUCACGAGCGCCUUCCUUCCCCCUGCUUGCCCGCACGACACAACCUCAGACAGGCACAGCGCCUUCCUUGCACACAGUUAGGCCGGAAAGAUCCAACCCAACCAUGUCCAUCCUGAAGAUCCACGCUCGAGAGAUUUUUGACUCCCGUGGCAACCCCACUGUGGAGGUUGACCUGUACACCAAGAAAGGUCUAUUCAGAGCUGCAGUGCCCAGCGGCGCUUCCACUGGCAUCUAUGAGGCUCUGGAGCUGCGCGACAAUGACCCAACUCGCUACAUGGGCAAAGGUGUCUCAAAAGCUGUUGAGCAUAUCAAUAACAAAAUUGCACCUGCACUGGUUGGCAAGGAUGUGAAUGUCAAGGAGCAGGCGAAGAUUGACAAGCUGAUGCUGGACAUGGACGGAACAGAGAACAAAUCUAAAUUUGGUGCUAAUGCCAUCCUGGGCGUGUCCCUGGCUGUGUGCAAGGCUGGUGCCGCUGAGAAAGGCGUGCCGCUUUACCGCCACAUCGCUGACCUGGCCGGCAACCGGGAUGUCAUCCUCCCUGUGCCUGCAUUCAACGUCAUCAAUGGCGGCUCCCACGCUGGCAACAAACUGGCCAUGCAGGAGUUCAUGAUCCUGCCCGUGGGCGCCAGCAGCUUCAAGGAGGCCAUGCGCAUCGGCGCCGAGGUCUACCACAACCUGAAGGGCGUCAUCAAAGAGAAAUACGGCAAGGACGCCACCAACGUUGGGGAUGAAGGUGGCUUUGCUCCCAAUAUCCUGGAGAACAAGGAAGCUUUGGAGCUCCUGAAGAAUGCUAUUGGCAAGGCUGGCUACACUGACAAGAUUGUCAUUGGCAUGGACGUGGCUGCCUCCGAGUUCUAUCAGGAUGGCAAGUAUGACCUGGACUUCAAGUCUCCUAAGGACACCAGCCGUUACAUCUCCUCCGACAAGCUGGCCGACAUCUACAGGGGCUUUGUUAAUGAUUAUCCAGUGGUGUCCAUCGAGGACCCCUUUGACCAGGACGACUGGGAGGCGUGGAGCAAAUUCACGGCCAGCACCAGCAUCCAGGUGGUGGGGGACGACCUGACCGUGACCAACCCCAAGCGCAUCGCCAAGGGUGUGGCCCAAAAGUCAUGCAACUGCCUGCUGCUCAAAGUCAACCAGAUCGGCUCAGUCACCGAGUCUCUGGAGGCCUGCAAGUUGGCUCAGAGCAAUGGCUGGGGUGUGAUGGUCAGCCAUCGCUCCGGAGAGACUGAGGACACCUUCAUCGCUGACCUCGUUGUUGGUCUCUGCACUGGACAGAUCAAGACAGGAGCACCUUGCCGAUCUGAGCGCUUGGCCAAAUACAACCAACUGCUCAGGAUUGAAGAGGAGCUCGGCGACAAGGCCCGUUUUGCCGGCCAGAACUUCAGACACCCCGUCUGAGUUUCCUUUGCCUUCGGCUCAACUUUGUGUUCAUCACUCAUAAUCCGAAUACUGAAAUGCCACGCUGAAUCACCUGUCGGUCCAAAAUGUUGGUCUAACGCACGGUGAAGCAUCAUGCGCCCCUUCAAAGUACGCUUUAGCACCUGAAAAGUAUACUAAUAUUAAUCCCUUCCCUUCUCAGAGGCCUUUGUGUAGUUACUUGUGAGUUGUGUCAAUCUUGGUCAUCUUCCGGGUGUUUGCGCUACCGUAACGUUAGUACUGUGUAAAAGAGUAUUAUAUGUGCAAUGUGUCUCCGUUGACAAAAGUCUUGUGUUGCUGUAAGCGUUGGCAGAAAUAUAUGACAAAUAUAGUUUGAAACGGUA